Molecule: messenger RNA, 583 nt
Organism: Notechis scutatus (mainland tiger snake)
Lineage: Eukaryota; Metazoa; Chordata; Lepidosauria; Squamata; Elapidae
Product: short neurotoxin 1
Cellular component (GO): extracellular region
Molecular function (GO): toxin activity
Source: RefSeq, a predicted model, not a curated record
CCCUGUUCUUCUCUCUAGACAUCCUAGAUAUCCAUUCCCACCCACCCCCAUCUCAGAGGGGUAUAAAUAAGUGUCUGCUUCCAUCCUGGGCUACACUUUGCAGGCUCCAGAGAAGAUCGCAAGAUGAAAACUCUGCUGCUGACCUUGGUGGUGGUGACAAUCGUGUGCCUGGACUUAGGAUACACCAUGACAUGUUGCAACCAACAGUCAUCGCAACCUAAAACCACUACAACUUGUGCAGAGAGCUCUUGCUAUAAAAAGACUUGGAGAGAUCACCGUGGAACUAUAACUGAAAGGGGAUGUGGUUGCCCUAACGUGAAGCCCGGCGUUCAAAUUAAUUGUUGCAAAACAGACGAAUGCAACAAUUAGCUCUACGAGUGGCUAAAUUCCUUGAGUUUUGCUCUCGUCCAUCAAGGACCAUCCUUGAAAAUUUAUGCUUCUGGCCUUUAUCACCACAUGGUCCAUCAUCCCCCUCUCCCCUGCUGUCUUUGACACCUCAUCAUCUUUCCCUUUUCUCUUGUUCUGUAAGUUUCCUUCUGCUAGUUCUGUAGUUUGAGAAUCAAAUAAACCUCAGCAUUCAAUU